CAAAUGACAGCUAAAACAGGACCACACGUCAUAUUAGAAAUUGUAAAUACAUAUUUAAGGUGUGGUUAUUAUAGGUUUAAAGCGUUUUGCUUUAGUGUUGAAUAGGGACAUGAUCUAUUACGUCUGUGACAGGGCAGUUCAGCCGGCUUUAUCAUUCGAUAUUCAGUUAAAUGGUGAACAAUUCCAAAAAAAGCUUAUCAACAAAAAAUAACAGGAAGAAGGCGUUUUUCUUAACUCUUGUGAGUGUAUAACGUAUUUUCAAACAAUGGUCAAAAACACCAGAACAGUUUUCCUUUUUAUGGUUCUUAUUUAUCUAUGUACCAAGUACGGAGAUUUGAAAAAACUUAGCGAAGAAAGCAUAGACUUUGUCUGUGAUUUCAAUAACAGAACUUUAAAACUAGUCAUAAACAAUGGUUUCAAAGACGAACAGGUUAUAAAAUGCUUAGAGGCUUAUAACACUUCAGAAACAUUAAUCUUUAGCAACAGUAGAUUGAAGAGAAUUCCAGAAUAUCUAGAUAUACUAAAAAGGCUUGUGAGUUUAGACUUAUCACAGAAUGAAAUAACCGCUGUUUCAUUUGAUACAUCGCAACAGAUGUGUCACAAUUUAAGACAGCUUGUUCUGGAUGACAACGAUAUUUAUGUAUUACGAGCAGGAAAUCUCGAUUGUUUAGAAUCUCUAGAGAAACUUUAUCUUGCUAACAACAACUUAUCACUCAUUGAGAACGGGACGUUUAGUGUCAAAUUAAAAGCGUUAGAUUAUGUACAUCUUGUUAAUAACAGUCUGACAAUUGUUGACUCCAGUUUAAUUAGUAAGGUUUUAUUGUCUAGUAAGACAUAUAUUAGAAUAAACGCUUCACGAAAUAGAAUAACUGGGUUUACAAAUUCCGUUAAUAUCACCAUAAACGACAUUGAUAAAUCAACUGUAAUUGGUAUCGUUCUGACUCAUAAUAAUAUCACAACCGUGGACACAAAUUAUUACUUUAAAAUGUUUUCGGUAACACAUCCAUUUCCACAGCUGCUUAACUUGUGGAACAGUGCAUUCGAUGCACGUUUUAACCCUUUUAUAUGUGAUUGUGCUCUCCUGCCUCUAGCCUUAGCGCUUAGAAAGUUUUAUACAAUCGAUCCAGAUAAUCCAGUCUUUUCCAUAACGUGUGGAGUUCCUAAAAGUUUGGAGGGAAUGAUGGUUCGCAAGGUACAAGCUGACCAGUUUAACUGCUCAGUUACUCAAGAUUGUCCAGAUUGCUGCACUUGCAUAAAAACUAUUGCUAUCGGCCUCAUCACCGUCGACUGCAGUAAUACAUAUCAUGCAGGUGACCUACCUAUGACAUGUCCGGUAGCAGAUACGCUUAACAUUGAUAUUAAAUCCAAUGACAUGAUUCAACUCUCUUCAAGAGCAUAUCUUUACAAUGUGACUGUAUUUGAUGUCUCGCAAUGUGCAAUUGCUGAUAUAGACCCAUCCAUCGUCAAAACUCUAGAAGGCGGAAUUAACCGAUCAAUAUUUUUACAUGAUAAUAAUUUUGAAAAUAUUCCAAGAACAUUUGAAACGUUUGCAUUUGCUAAAGGACAAGUUUUAACCAUCGAUGGAAAUCCAUUCACAUGUGACUGUCAUACACUUUGGAUGAAAAAAUGGCUUCUGUCAAAUAAAGAGCACGUUUACAACCAGUAUAAAAUUAUAUGCGCAACUGGAACUGGUAAAGGUAGAGCAAUGAUUGAAGUUCCAGACAAUAACUUUGUGUGCCAAAGAAGUCUACCUUUCGUUGACAAAGUAUUCAUAACAGUUGGAUCGCUAAUUGGUAUUAUUUUACUGUUCUUAUUUGCAGCCUGCAAAAGAAAUAGCAUUCAAGUUUUUAUGAUAUCAAAUUUUAAUGUAUGCAAAACCACUUGUCGAAAGAAGAUACCCCGGAGUUUGCCUUACGAUAUCUUUAUAGGGCAUUCACCCUCAUCCGAAGACAAUGAAAAAGUCUUAGAAAUUUAUAAUUAUCUGACAGGUCAGGAUCCGAAAUAUGAGGUGUACAGGCAGGAAGAACAGCGUUCAGGUGAAUUAUUAUCUUUUAUUAAUAAUGUGAUUGAAUCUAGUCAUAUAACUAUAUUCGCCAUCUCGAAUGAAUUUUUGAGAAACUCUUUGAAUAUUAGUCAAUUCCGAGGGGCCGACAUGAAAUACCGUGAAAGACAAAUAAAUACAAUGGUGUUAAUUAUAUUAGAGGAUCUAGAUAAUAAUAUUGUUACCUCGGAAUUGAUACCAUACUUGGAAGCGCGUGUAUGUAUAAAAUAUAGUGACAGACAUUUUUGGGCGAAACUUUUAAACCGUCUUCCUAUUAUGAUUUCACCCGAUAAUGAUAAUGGAGAAGGAAGGCCGCUUCUGCUACCAGAGUAGUUUUUGAAAUGGAACUGUAGUUUGUUUGUGCACAGGCUAAUACUUAACGUAAAAUAUAGCAUAUGAAGAUGUUGGUUCGCAAGGUCCAAGCUAACCAGUUUAACUGCUCAGUUACUCAAGAUUGUCCAGAUAGCUGCACUUGCAUAAAAACUAUUGCUAUCGGCCUCAUUACCGUCGACUGCAGUAAUACAUACCAUGCAGGCGACCUACCUAUGACAUGUCCGGUAGCAGAUAGGAGAAACAUUAAUAUUAAAUCCACUGACAUGAUUCAGCUCUCUUCAAGGACAUAUCUUCACAAUGUGACUGUAUUUGAUGUCUCGCAAUGUGCAAUUGCUGAUAUAGACCCAUCCAUCGUCAAAACACUAGAAGGCGGAAUUAACAGAUCAAUAUUUUUACAUGAUAAUAAUUUUGAAAAUAUUCCAAGAACAUUUGAAACGUUUUCCUUUGCUAAAGGACAAGUUUUAACCAUCGAUGGAAAUCCAUUCACAUGUGACUGUCAUACAUUAUGGACGAAAAAAUGGCUUCUGUCAAAUAAAAAGCACGUUUACAACCAGUAUAAAAUUAUAUGCGCAACUGGACCUGGUAUAGGUAGAGCAAUGAUUGAAGUUCCAGACGAUAACUUUGUUUGCCAAACAAGUCUAACUUUCGUUGACAUAUUAUUCAUAACAAUUGGAUCGCUAACUGGUAUUAUUUUACUGUUCUCAUUUGCAGCCUGUAAAAUGAAUAGCAUCUUAGUUUUUAUGAUAUCAAAUUUUAAUGUGUGCAAAACCACUUGUCGGAAGAGGAUACGCCGGCGUUUGUCUUACGAUAUCUUUAUACAGCAUUCAUCCGAAGACAAUGAAAAAGUUGAAAAAAUUGAUAAUUAUCUGAAAGGUCUGGAUCCGGAAUAUAAUGUGUACAGGCAGGACGAAGGAACUCCAGGUGAAUUAUUAUUUAAUAUCAAUGAUGUGAUUGAAUCCAGUCAUGUAACUAUAUUCGCCAUCUCGAAUGAAUAUUUGAGAAACUCUUUGAAUAUUAGUGAAUUCCGAGGGGCCGACAUGAAAUUCUGUGAAAGACAAAUAAAUACAAUGGUGUUAAUUAUAUUAGAGGAUCUAGACAAUAAUAUUGUUACCUCGGAAUUGAAACCAUACUUGGAAGCGCGUGUAUGUAUAAAAUAUAGUGACAAAUAUUUUUGGGCAAAACUUUUAAAGCGUCUUCCUAUCAUGAUUUCACCCGAUAAUGAUAACGGAGAAAGAACGCCGCUUAUCCAACCAGAGUAGUUUUUGAAAUGGAAGUUUAGUUUGUUUGCGUACAUGCAUAAUGCAUAAUCGAUAGUUACAAACGCAAAUUGUUUGUUUCAGAUACUAACUUAAAAUGAAGAAAGUCCUCAUCAAUAUACUUUUCGUGUUUUCGCUGUAAACAUUGGUAAUAUGAGAAUGACUUUUGUAAAUCAUUUUUGUAUUAUAUUCGAUAUUUUAUCCUUUCGUAAUACGUAAAUGGGCAUGGCGCUUUAUGCGAAUUUCCGAAGUAAAUGUGCUGUUUGUUUACAAAAAAUAUAUGACAAUGCACAAUUUCUGCGGUUUACCUUUAAUUGUUUAUAUAAAAGGAACUUCCGCGUUUUUCCGUUUAAUUGUUUAUAUCAAAGGAGCGCAACAAAAAUAUAAUAUUUUUGUAUUUGUAACUUUAAUAUCAUAUCACUAUUCUGCAGAUUAGCAAGUUAUCAAUAUUUGACUGUUUCAAAGACUUUUUUUCUAGAUUUUAAUUACGCAUGGUUAUCAUACUGCUUGCACAUUGUAUAUUUGACGUUUUAACUGAUGCAAAUUUAUUACAUUGUAUAUUUUCAUCACAGCUUUUGAUUUUGUAAUGGUUCUUUGGAAACUGUGUCCACAUUUCUGACUUGGUACCAUUGGUUUUGUCAAUCAAAAUUGUCGUGUUUUUUCGAACGACAGUCUAUGGACAUACGUUAUAAGACAAUGUGAAAAAACAAUUUUUACUAGACUACAUACUUACUAUAUAAUUUGUACUAGACUACAUACUUUACUAUAGAAUUUAUACUACACUACAUAUUUCACUAUAUAAUUUAACGUUAACUACAUACUUACUAUAGAUAUAAUUUCACUAUACGAUAAAUAUGUGAAUGUUAUGAGCACUUAGUUUUCAUGACUGUUCCUUAAUGGACAGACACAGCAAUUAUUUGCUUUCUUUCGUAUACCUUUUAUAUUUCCGAACGUCGGAAAGUGGACGAAGCUAUAAUGUAUUUUUACAGUUGUUUCAUUAUUAAGAAGGGUAGCUCAUUUAUUUACUUUGAUAUCGUACGUAUACAGCUGUGAUGUUUUGUUGAUCUGACUUGCAUACUGAACGUUAGACAAUUAUAUGAAAAGUGCCAUAAAACAUUAUAUUCUGCUCUUCCUCUAUAAGUAUAAUAUCUUACACCACAUAUAAAAAUUACGCCUUGGUCAGAUUCUUGAUCUGACUUUUUGUCACAACUGAUAGCAACUUCGCUCAGUUUUUUAGCGAUGACAAAAACAGUAUUUUAGUCUAUAAGACGUCCUCAUUCUAAUACCUUAAGUUGACUGUGUAUAAUAAUGUAGAGGCUAAAUGAAACAUUAAAUCUUAUUUAAACCUUAUUAAUUAAAAUCAUUGUUCUAUUUCAUGAAUAAGAUAUCUGCAAACCUGUUCAGUUACAGAAACAUAACGUGCCUUGUUACAGUUGUAUAAAGAUGCCUAUUACUUGGAAUUCAAUCACUGUAAUCAUUAUUGUUCAUGGAGUCUAUUUAUGUUUGAAUAUUUUGAACUUUUUAACGGCGCUUUAUUUAAGAUGAGUAUAACGUUUACAAAUUAUAAGAGUAUAUUUACUGAUUUCAGCGGAUGCGGCAUUUGAAAUUCCCAAAUGUAUCUAAAUGACAAAACAUUAUAAAACCAUUUAUUUUAACCAAUCGUGACAGUGUUGAUUGUAUUUUUCUUUUUUAUUAAAUCAAAUAAAUAUUUUAAAGAAUUUUACUAAGUGUACUAUCAUGUUUAAUAGACAAAGUAGUACAAAUACAAUGCCUGUAGAAAGACAAUGCUACAAUGAAUGAAUGGUAACAGUUAUGCAAAAAAAAAAAAAUUAUGCCACUAUUAUCUGUGUAUUGUAUUGUUUAAAUGUCGCAAAAUUGUAUGCUUUGUUAACUUUUAUGUUUGUAAUAUUUCGCAUGUAAUUGUCUGAUUGUCAGAUUUAUCAAGAUAGCUCUUUAAAUUUAUAUUCAUCCUUUCGUCUUGCAAAAGUAUUUCAAUGCUUGAAAACUUUAAAUCGGGUUUUACAUGCACAGAGAUAUAAUAUUAUUUCAAAACGUGCAUGGUUCGAAUGUUUCAAGGCUUAAAGGCCUAGAUCUUGGCAGUGAGCCAAAGGAUUUCUAUCUUCAUUAGCACAGUUUGGGGCUAAUAACUGUCACAGUAUGGUUCCUAUACACAAAUGUCAUUGUUUAUUUGAAAGUGUCAUUUUACCUCAUAAAUAUAUCAAUAACAGUCUAUUUUUUAUGAAUAUUUGACAACUUUAAACGUUAUACCCAUUUUUGGAAAAAGAAAAAUAUUUGUUGAUUAAUUUAAAACAUAAUGAUAAGGAACUUCUAGAGGAAUAAGUUACAAAUUUCGUUUAAAAAAUGAAUACCGAAUAUACAUUUCAGUGUUAUAAAGUAAAACAUGAAAAGUACACUUUACGCAAUUAAUUAUUGAAAUUCAAAAUUCAGUAUAGAUCGAACACAAUAAUUUUAUUUUAUCCAGUCAUAUUAUAUGCAGAUGAAUAAUGAGAUUGCAUGUAGUACUAUAUGAAAAAAAAUCAUUAUAAUUAUGAUAUUGGAAGAAAUCAUUGAGUUUUCUCUUUACCUUUGUUCAUUUUUAUUAUUUUUAUUGUUGUUAAUAUUAUUACUAUUUUCUAUCAUUGUUAUUAGUAAUAAUAAUAAAAUAUCAACAUUUUCAGAGGAAAAGUUAAUUUCCUUCAAUUCCUCUGCAUACAUCUCCAUAGCCGAGAUAGGACCACUGCUUUGCUAAUUGCCUUCUAGUUAGGUACUGUUACAUAAGCAGCAGAUAUGGCCGCCUUUAAGACAUUUGAAUAAUAUUUCGAUAAAACACAACUUAUCUUGUUUUUUGUUAUUAGCUCACCAGAGCACAAAGUGCUCAAGGUGAGCUAUUCUGACCGGUCAUUGUCCGGCGUCCGUCGGCGUCCGUCGUGCGUCGUUCGUCGUGCGUCAACAUUUGCCUUAUGAACACUCCAGAGGCCGCAUUUGUGGCCCAAUCUUUAUGACACUUGAUCAGAAUGUUUGUCUUGAUGAUUUCUAGGUCAAGAUCGAAACUGGAUCAUGUUGGGUCAAACACUAGGUCAGUAGGCCAGAUCUAAGGAAAAGCUUGUGAACGCUCUAGAGGCCACAUUUGUGAUCCAGUCUUUAUGAAACUUGGUCAGAAUGUUUGUCUUGAUGAUCUUUAGGAGAAGUUUGAAACUGGGUCAUGUGGAGUCAAAAACUAGGUCAGUAGGCCAGAUCAAAUGAAAAGAUUUUGAACACUCUAGAGGCCUUAUUUGUGACCCAAUCUUUAUGAAACCAAGCCAAAAUGUUUGUCUUGAUGAUUCCUAGGAAAAUUUCGAAACUGGAGUAUGUGGGUUCAAAAACUAGGUCAGUAGGCCAGAUCAAAGGAAAAGGUUUUGAACACUCUAGAGGCCUUAUUUGUGAUUCAAUCUUUAUUAAUCUUAGUCAGAAUGUUUGUCUUGAUGAUUCCUAGGAAAAUUUCGAAACUGGAUCAUGUGGGGUCAAAAACUAGGUCAGUAGGCCAGAUCAAAGGAAAAGCUUGUGAACACUCUAGAGGCCACAUUUGUGACCCAAUUGUUAUGAAACUUGAUAAGUUUGUAAGUUUUAAUGAUUUCUAGCAAAUGUUCGAAACUGGGUCAUGUGGGGUCAAAAACUAGAUAAGUAGGCCAGAUCAAAUGAAAAGCUUGUGAACACUCUAGAGGCCACAUUUGUGACCCAAUCUUAAUGAAACUUAGUCAGAAUGUUUGACUUGAUGAUCUGUAAGAAAAGUUCGAAACUGGGUCAUGUGGGGUCAAAAUCUAGGUCAGUAGGCCAGAUCAAAUGAAAAGCUUGUGAACACUCUAGAGGCCACAUUUGUGACCCAAUCUUUAUGAAACUUGGUCAGAAUAUUUGUUUUGAUGAUCCCUAGAAAAGUUCGAAACUGAGUCAUUUGGGGUCAAAAACUAGGUCAGUAGGCCAGAUCAAAGGAAAAGCUUUUGAACACUCUAGAGGCCACAUUUGUGACCCAAUCUUUACGAAACUUGAUCAGAAUGUUAGCCUUGAUGAUUGCUAGGUCGUUUGAACUGGGGAAUGUUGGGUCAAAAACAAGGUCAGUAGGCCAGAUCAAAGGAAAAGUUUGUUAACACACCAGAAGCCACAUUUGUGACCCAAUCUUUAUGACACUUGGUCAGAAUGUUUGUCUUGAUGAUCCCUAGGACAGUACGAAACUGGGUUAUGUGGGGUCAAAAACUAGGACAGUAGGCCAGAUCAAAGAAAAAUCUUGUAAACACUCUAGAGGCCACAUUUGUGACCCAAUCUUUAUGAAACUUGAUUAGAAUGUUAGAUUUGAUGAUUUCUAGGUCAUCUUGAAAACUGGGGCAUGUCGGAUCAAAAACUAGGUCAGUAGGCCAGAUCAAAGGAAAAACUUGUGAACGCUCCAGAGGCCAUAUUUGUGACAAUCUUUAUGAAACUUAGUCAGAAUGUUGGUCUUGAUGAUCUCUAGGUCAAGUCUGAAACUAGAUUAUGUUGGGUCAAAAACUAGGUCAGUAGGCCAGAUCAAAGGAAAAGCUUGUGAACACUCCAAAGGCCACACUUGUAACCCAAUCUUUAUGAAACUUAGUCAGAAUGUUUGCCUUGACGAUCUUUAGGAGAAGUUUGAAACUGGGUUAUGUGGGGUCAAAAACUAGGUCAGUAGGUCAGAUCAAAUGAAAAGCUUGUGAACAAUCUAGAGGCCUUAUUUGUGAUCCAAUCUUUAUGAAACUUAGUCAGAAUAUUUGACUUGAUGAUUCCUAGGAAAAUUUCGAAACUGGAUCAUGUGGGGUUAAAAACUAGGUCAGUAGGCCAGAUCAAAUGAAAAGAUUGUGAACACUCUAGAGGCAACAUUUGUAACCCAAUCGUUAUGAAACUUGAUCAGAAUGUUAGUUUAAUGAUUUUUAGGUCAAGUUUGAAACUGGGUCAUGUAGGGUCAAAAACUAGGUAAGCAGGCCAGAUCAAAGGAAAAGCUUGGGAACAUUCUAGAGGCCAAAUUUGUGACCCAAUCUUAAUGAAACUUAGUCAGAAUGUUUGACUUGAUGAUCUCUAGGAAAAGUUCGAAACUGGGUCAUGUGGGUUCAAAAACUAGGUCAGUAGGCCAGAUCCAAGGAAAAGCUUGUGAACACUCCAGAAGCCACAUUUGUGACCCAAUCUUUAUGAAACUUGGUCAGAAUAUUUGUCUUGAUGAUCCCUAGAAAAGUUCGAAACUGAGUCAUUUAGGGUCAAAAACUAGGUCAGUAGUCCAGAUCAAAGGAAAGGCUUCUGAACACUCUAGAGGCCACAUUUGUGACCCAAUCUUUAUGAAACUUAAUCAGAAUGUUAGUCUUGAUGAUUGCUAGGUCAAGUUUGAAACUGGGGAAUGUUGGGUCAAAAACUAGGUCAGUAGGCCAGAUCAAAGGAAAAGUUUGUGAACACACCAGAAACCACAUUUGUGACCCAAUCUUUAUGACACUUGGUCAGAAUGUUUGUCUUGAUGAUCCCUAGGACAAUACGAAACUGGGUUAUGUGGGGUCAAAAACUAGGUCAGUAGGCCAGAUCAAAGGAAAAUCUUGUGAACACUCUAGAGGCCACAUUUGUGACCCAAUCUUUAUGAAACUUGAUCAGAAUGUUAGUCUUGAUGAUUUCUAGGUCAGCUUGAAAACUGGGGCAUGUUGGCUCAAAAACUAGGUCAGUAGGCCAGAUCAAAGGAAAAACUUGUGAACACUCCAGAAGCCAUAUUUGUGACCAAUCUUUAUGAAAUUUAGUCAGAAUGUUGGUCUUGAUGAUCUCUAGGAAAAGUCUGAAUCUAGAUUAUGUGUGGUCAAAAACUAGGUCAGUAGGCCAGAUCAAAGGAAAAGCUUGUGAACACUCCAAAGGCCACUCUUGUAACCCAAUCUUUAUGAAUCUUGGCCAGAAUGUUUACCUUGACGAUCUUUAGGUGAAAUUUGAAAAUGGGUUAUGUGGGAUCGAAAACUAGGUCAGUAGGUCAGAUUUAAUGAAAAGCUUGUGAACACUCUAGAGGCCUUAUUUGUAAUCCAAUCUUUAUGAAACUUAGUCAGAAUAUUUGUCUUGGUGAUUCCUAGAAAAAUUUCUAAACUGGAUUAUGUGGGGUUAAAAACUAGGUCAGUAGGCCAGAUCAAAUGAAAAGAUUGUGAACACUCUAGAGGCCACAUUUGUAACCCAAUCUUAAUGAAACUUAGUCAGAUUGUUUGCCUUAAUGAUCUCUAGGAAAAGUUUAAAACUGGGUUAUGUGGGGUCAAAAACUAGGUCAGUAGGCCAGAUCAAAUGAAAAGCUUGUGAACAAUCCAGAGGCCACAUUUGUGACCUAAUCUUUAUGAAACUUGAUCAGAAUGUUAGUCUUGAUGCUUUCUAGGUCAAAGUUGAAACUGGGGAAUGUUGGGUCAAAAACUAGGUCAGUAGGCCAGAUCAAAGGAAAAGUUUGUUAACACACCAGAAGCCACAUUUGUGACCCGAUCUUUAUGACACUUGGUCAGUAUGUUUGUCUUGAUGAUCCCUAGGACAAUACGAAAGUGGGUUAUGUCGGGUCAAAAACUAGGUCAGUAGGCCAGAUCAAGGAAAAGCUUGUGAACCCUCUAGAGGCUACAUUUGUGAUCCGAUCUUUAUGAAACUUGGUCAGAAUGUUUGUCUUGAUGAUCCCUAGGAUAAGUUUGAAACUGGAUCAUGUGGAAUCAAAAACUAGGACAGUAGGCCAGAUCAAAGGAAAAGCUUGUGAACACUCUAAGGCCACAGUUGUGACCCAAUCUUUAUGAAACUUGGUCAGAAUGUUUGUCUUGAUGAUUUCUAGGUCAAAUUCGAACUGAGUCAUAUGGGGUCAAAAACUAGGUCAAUUUGCCAGAUCAAAGGUAAAGCUUCUAGAGCUAUUCAUUCCACCUUUGUAGGACGUUGCCGGGGAUCGAACGCACGACCAUCUGCACUCAAAGCAGGCACUCUAUCAGUUAGCUACUGAGGCAGUCUCACUAAGUACGACCCAGAGCACAAUUUUGUAACAAUAAAACUUUGUCAAGAUGGGUAUGGGAGGGUGUGCAAAGCAGGCAUUUCAGGGACCCAGUCUAGACCGAAAGCCUGAAAGUUAAAGCCGCAUAACGAGAUACAUGUUGAAGAAAACUUCGUAAACUUCUCUGAAACACUCGUGAUAAGUAGCAAGUUAUUAUUAUGUUUUUGAAUUAGUACACUUGACAUUUUUGCAUUAUUUCCUCUAUUUGUAAGAUAUGACAAAACACAGCUAAGGAUCGUGUGGUGAAGACAACUAAGCGAUACGUAGAAAAUUACAUGUACAAUAUGUUUCACUAAAUACUAUUUCAGCCAUGUUAAACGAUGGGACAAUGACAAAAAAGGAAAGGUGCACAUUCGCUGAAACUUAUAACACGAAUCAAAUAGGGGUCAGCACUUAACGUAUACCAUUUAUAAUUAAAAUCACUCACUGGAAUACACCACCAUAAUACAUUUACAUAUUUAUGAAUCAAGUGUAGCGGAAGACGUUAGGACUUAGGACUAAUAGUGUUCGUUCUAUCCGUCUUGGGUUCAAACCAUAUUACUCUUUCUUGUAUUUGUUCCUUUUCCAUCCUUUAAACAUCGUUUUGAUGCCUUAAUUUGUUAAAUUAUUUUCUUAUCCAUCAAUUAAUUACAACAAAUAUGUUUGAUUUAAAAAAAAGGAUUAACUCUAACAAUUAUUUGAGAUCCAAUUCUUUCUUGGUGUACAUGGUAUCUUUUUAAUUUCUUAAAUUUGCUUUAAUGUGUUACAUAUAACUUAUACAUACGUACAUGUAUGUUAUAUAACUGUAUUUCUCAGAGCUUUACCAGCAGAUGGUAAUUUUAAAAUAAGUUCAACACAGACACUAACGUGUUUGUACACUAACGUGUUUGUGUGUUGUAGUACAUUUAAUUUUUAUCAGACUGCAUUUAAAUCAUAUAAAACAUUUAUUUUGUCUACAAACGAUAGAUAUCAAAAAGAAAAAAAAAAUCAUUAUACAUUGUAGGUCCAAUUUCAGUUUUUUAAAGUAAAGCACUCGUACCAAUGGAUAUACCAAAUUUCAAAUUGUAUAUUGAAUUGUACCGAACGAAAAUUACUCCUGUUUCAAUACAAACAUAGUCUUAAAGUAUUUUUUUAAUUCUGAAAAUUAAUUGUGUAUGGUACACCUUAAGGUAUUUACAGUUCCUGAGUACUGUAAACUACAGAAUGAGAAAUAUAGUAAGUUUGCCAUGUAAAUUAAAUGAAACUGUAAAGUUCAGGGAACUUCAGCAUAUUGUCCCUAAGAAGGUUUACAGCUUCUACACAGAUUUACAGGCUCUUAUGGCUUCCCUGACGAGUGUAGAUCUAUUUUCAGUCACUGAAAAGUAUGAAGCUACUUUUUUAACUUUAUAUACUAUUUUUACAACAUUUUUCAAAUGUUUAAAAUACUUUAAAAUCUUCGAAAAUCUGCAAUUUUAUUUAUUCAACUUAUAUCUCAAUAUAUCUCAAUAUGUUAUCAAAGAACUUGCUGAAUGGGUUAACAUAAGCUGCCCAAAUAAGUAUCAACUGAAUUAAGUUCUUUUGCUACUGUUACUAAUUUUCAAUGUUCUUAAGAACCUAUUAAUCACAUCCCGUAAGGUUUUCCUCAUGUAAAAUGCUUUACAAUUAUAGUGAAAAUAAAAAAAAAUAAUGCCGAUACAUACAUGCAAGUAGUUUUUCAGUGGUACAUCUCCAAACGACUUUCUUGUUCAUGACCAGCUCGCAGCCAUAGCGCCUUUUGCAUAGCAGUCUUUAGACCACUUACAUUAGUUGAUAUGUUUAUAUUAUUUUACGCAUUUAAGUAAAUUUAUGUUCUCUUACGAAAUAAAUUGUUUUAAUUUUGGUGGGUAUCGUCUUGUCUAACAUAACGCCUCACUGCUAAUCCGCACCUGUAUUUGUAUUUAUAGUCGUAUCGGUUCAAAUACUAGUCUGACAAGUUUUAAUCCCACGGGAUUUUCAUGGGCAAAUUUAGUGCAGUGACAAGUACAUUCUUUAUCGGAAAUCCGUAGAGGACAGAUCGUUUACAAAAAUUUAAAGAAGAUUACGACGGAAAACUGCAGCGCUACUGUUUUGAGAAUUCACAAUUGAGAUGAGUAUACAUUAUAUAUUUUCUUUAGAUGUCUGCACUUAUAAUUUUGAUUGCUGAACUUUCUGUUUAUACGGCAUUUGAAUAUGUCCUCUGGAAAGUAAUGGAGACACGUGUUCAUCGUACAAUCAGCAAGAUAUUGGUUAUUUGGUUUUAUUCAAUCACUAACUGAAUCAGUCUGAAGUGAAUUUUAGUUAAAAUUAACAGACAUAGUGAGCUGACAAAACACGGGUAUGGUCGAGCGUUUUUUUUUUUUUUGUUUGCAUGUACAUGCGCAAAAAUGCAGUACGUUAGUUCCUGUACAUUAUUCUCGGUCAUUAUUAUUUAUGGACUUUAAUCAUAUGUACAAUAUGCAUGUACUGGUUUCACCCGAGGUGUAUUGAGGUUUAUGCAUUUCUAACGUACAUUGUUGCGGAAAUAUUUUGUAACAUGAUUUAGUAUCGCUGGGAUUAAUCAAAGAAUUUUGCUUUGUAGCCUAAUAUAAUUUCAAAAAAAAAAAAAAAAAUACAAACUAUUAUGUCAUUAAAUCAAAUAGAAAUAUACAUUUGGUUGUUUCUUACCAAUUGUCAAAAUUAUACUUUAAAUAUCUUGCUUCAAAUGAUAAAAAGCAUGCUGCAUAGUCUAGUUACAGCUUAACAGAUCCGAUGAGAAAGGAGCGACAUACAAUUAAUUGGUUCCAUGCCGUUUUCAACAGUAUUUCAGUCAGAUGGUUGAAGUGUUCGUAGAGACUGCACAUAGGAAAAUUGACGCAGUUCUAGCCUGUACGCUUUGAUGCGGAUAAUCCAUUACGUCAGCAACUGUAACACCAGCAUUAACACGGUCAGUCUCUGGUAUAAGGGGCUGCAGAAAACUAAUGUCGUCAACCGGCUAUUCUCCUUAUGUCUUUAAACAGUUUAGCUAUAGAAGCGGCGCGGCAUGGUCGGGAUCGGCAGCUAUUGGGACACCUUGUGUUGAAAG
This is a messenger RNA of Mercenaria mercenaria, 13670 nucleotides long. Its product is annotated as P-granule-associated novel protein 1-like. NCBI's taxonomy places the organism in Eukaryota, Metazoa, Mollusca, Bivalvia, Venerida, Veneridae. Gene Ontology annotation, cellular component: extracellular matrix. The transcript has 2 exons. Gene Ontology annotation, biological process: signal transduction. Gene Ontology annotation, molecular function: protein binding. The record is from RefSeq and is a predicted model, not a curated record. Bases 266 to 2374 code for a protein of 702 amino acids.